GAUGAGCAGAGUAUAGAGGACCUUCCUACAGAUAACCGCCCAGAUGACUGUACCAGGAACUUAGAGAAACAGCUUAUAUCUUCAGAUUUUGAAGUAUCUAAUCAUGGUAUCACACGAGAUACAUAUGAAGAACAUACCAAUAUCCAAGACAUACCUUCAUCUAUUCAAAGCAAAAAGGUAUCACUUGAUCCUUUCAAACAGGUCCAAUCUUCUGAUUCAUCACAGACUGUAACACAAAAUAAAAGUCACAGAAGAGGUGUUAAACAUCAAACUGCUCUCAUAAAAAAGGAGCCAUUUUCAUGUACAGAAUGUGGGAAAUGUUUUAAGCAUAAAUCUGCUCUGGUUGUACAUCAGAGAAUUCACACAGGAGUGAAGCCAUUUUCAUGUUCAGAAUGUGGAAAGUGUCUUAGACUGAAAUCGGAUCUUAUUGUACAUCAGAGAAAUCACACAGGAGAGAAGCCAUUUUCAUGUUCAGAAUGUGGGAAAUGUUUUAACCAGAAAUCAGCUCUUCUUAGACAUGAGCUAAUUCACACAGGAGAGAAGCCAUUUUCAUGUUCAGAAUGUGGGAAAUGUUUUAACCAGAAAUCGGCUCUUCUUAGACAUGAGAUGAUUCACACAGGAGAGGAGACAUUUUCAUGUUCAGAAUGUGGAAAAUGUUUUAUCCAGAAAUCGGCCUUUGUUAAACAUCAGAGAAUUCACACAGGGGAGAAACCAUUUUCAUGUUCAGAAUGUGGGAAAUGUUUUAACCAGAAAUCGGAUCUUAUUAGACAUCUGAGAAUUCACACAGGGGAGAAACCAUUUUUAUGUUUAGAAUGUGGGAAAUGUUUUAAGCAGACAUCAGCUCUUCUUAGACAUGAGAGAAUUCACACAGGAGAGAAGCCAUUUUCAUGUUCAGAAUGUGGGAAAUGUUUUAACCAUAGAUCGACUUUUGUUACACAUCAGAGAAUUCACACAGGGGAGAAGCCAUUUUCAUGUUCAGAAUGUGGAAAAUGUUUUAAGCAUAAACCAGCUCUUCUUAGACAUGAGAGAAUUCACACAAGAGAGAAGCCACUUUCAUGUUCAUAA
Molecule: messenger RNA, 1065 nt
Organism: Bufo bufo (common toad)
Lineage: Eukaryota; Metazoa; Chordata; Amphibia; Anura; Bufonidae
Product: gastrula zinc finger protein XlCGF17.1-like
Exons: 2
Biological process (GO): central nervous system development; regulation of transcription by RNA polymerase II
Cellular component (GO): nucleus
Molecular function (GO): RNA polymerase II cis-regulatory region sequence-specific DNA binding; DNA-binding transcription factor activity, RNA polymerase II-specific
Source: RefSeq, a predicted model, not a curated record